Messenger RNA from Triplophysa dalaica, 1389 nucleotides. RefSeq names its product C-type mannose receptor 2-like. The record is from RefSeq and is a predicted model, not a curated record. Bases 1 to 1389 code for a protein of 462 amino acids. The transcript has 8 exons. NCBI's taxonomy places the organism in Eukaryota, Metazoa, Chordata, Actinopteri, Cypriniformes, Nemacheilidae.
AUGCUGAAACAUCAGAGAGGAGCUAUGAGAGCAGUGAUGGACAUGAGUCUGUUUGUGCUGCUUCUGCUGUCAGGACAUCUGUGCAGCGCUUCUGGUUUUCAGCGAGACUAUUACUACGUAAAUACUGAAAUGUUUUGGUCAGAAGCUCAGAGUUACUGUAAAGAGAAUUAUAAUGAUCUGGCCACUGUAGACUCUAUGGAUGAUGUGAACAAGAUGAUGAAUACAGUGAAUGAUGGAUACAGUGGAUCAGUUUGGAUUGGACUGAAGAGACCAACAACGCUCACUUGGUACGAUUAUUCAUGUGCAGCAAAUUUAGACUUUGUGUGCUAUGAUGAAACCACUGGAUACAUUUUAAUAACAGAUAGGAAAAACUGGAGGGAUGCUCAAAGUCACUGCAGACAGUAUCACACUGAUCUGGCCUCCAUCCACAGCCUUGAGGAGCAGAACCAGAUAAGGAUUGUCUCUGAAGAGACACGAUGGGUCUGGAUCGGUCUGUCAACUGAAUCUUGGCAGUGGUCUGAUCAAUGGAGUCCCUCCUUUACAAACUGGGCAGCAGGACAACCAUCUGCAUCUGGUGACUGUGUUGCCAUGUCAACAACUGACUCCGGAAAAUGGAUUCAGAACAGCUGUGAUCUUCAGUAUCCAUUUGUUUGCUACGAAGGUGACAGCGCUUCUGGUCUAUGGCGACCAUAUCACUACAUACAUCAGAGCAUGUCAUGGUCUGAAGCUCAGAGUUACUGCAGAGCGAGGUUCACUGAUCUGGCUACUGUAGACUCUAUGAAUGAUGUGAACAGGAUGAUGAAUACAGUGAAUGAUGGAUACAGUGGAUCAGUGUGGAUUGGACUGAAGAGAGGAACACAUAAACGUUGGGGAUGGUCUAUGGGAGAUGACACUUACACAAUGUACAGUCCCUGGGAGACAGGAUAUCCUAAGGAAGAAAGAAGUGGAUAUGUCAUAAGAACUAUUUUGAAAAACUGGACAGAUGCUCAGAGUUACUGCAGACAGUAUCACACUGAUCUGGCCACCAUCAGCAGCCCUGAGGAGCAGAACCAGAUCUUUAAAGCUGUAGGAGCUGACUCAGGAAAAUGGAUUCAAUACAGCUGUGACCAACAGCAUCCAUUUAUCUGCAAUGGAGCGGCUCGUUUACGGACCACUACAAAUGAUACGGGAACAGACUCACGGGUGAGCAACGUCUCCCAGACAGGGAAGCCUAGCCACGCUGUCAUUUCUUCUACCCUUAGGCUCCGACUGCAGAGAGCUGGUAAAGAACCAUCCUGGAUGAGUCAAACCACUUCCUGGAGCACCCGGAAGAAACAAGAACCUCCCGACCGGAUAUCCGACUCGUACCCUCGAGGAAAGCGGGCCAACCGGCUUACCUGGCUGAAAUAA